AUGCCUUUCACAGAGCGGGUCGCUUAUUACCGCAAGCCCUUCCGUCAAAACGGUCUCCUCAAAGUUUUGGACGUCGCUGUUAAAUCCCACAGCCCGGACUGUGUGAGAGAAGUGGUGUCAUGUCCCAGAGUGCGAACGUCAACCGGCGGUGGGGCAGAGAUGCUGAGGCGGGAGUUGAAGAAGGCCAAAGCGGGAGAACUGGAGCAUCUCCUGGCCUUCUCGGUACAGGGAGCCAUGCUGAGAGAUUUAGUAUUAAUCUUGCCCUUGGAACUGUAUCUCGUCCUGAGAUGAGUGAACUUCUGGGUGAAUUCCGAGCACUAUAUCAGGAACGACUAUACCGGUUAGAAGCCUUAACUGAUGGAAGAGAAGAAACUCUUGGGUUGAAGGUGCAGAUUCUUCAGUCUUACAUCAAUGACUUAAGUGAACAAAACGAUGUCCUGAUGCAGGCAAUGGAGGAGCUUGAAAGAGAAGCUAAUCGAAGAGUAACUACUUUGGAAGUCGACCUGCAGGAGUAUGUUGCUAAAGUUACUGAGUGCAAGGCAGAGAAUAAUAGCCUGCUUACAACAAAAAAAAAUAUGGACAAACAAAUUGCUGAUUUGCGAUUUAAACUUGGAUCUUCUGAGGAAGAAGUCUUAAAGGUACAAGUGGAGAACACAUCCCUAAAAUCAGAAAACUACAGCCUGAAGACCGCCCUCCAGCAUACAAGAUCUCAACAGCUCUCGUCGGUAAUGCUGCGUGUGAUGCCAACUGAACACCUUUCAGGAUCCACGGCAACACUUCCACUCACAAACUCCAGUGAGCUUUUGAUGGAAUAUGAAGAGGUCAAAUCCCAGAUGGUGACCAAAGAGCAGAUGAUCCAAAGCUUACAGACCCAACUUCGAGAAGCUGUUUAUCAACAACAGCAGUCAAAAUAUGAGGUAGUUGAUAAAGAACAAAAAAUUCAGGAAUUACAGGACAUCAUUACUGAAUUACAUAAUGCGAUGGCUGUGAAAGACACAGAGAAUCUGAAUCAGUUGCAGGAUAUACAUCACCUGGAAAGCAAGGUCAAAGCCUUGAAACAGCUUGGAAGUCCUCACAGUACGCAAGAGAACCAAAUUAUGUCCUUCAGAGCCAAUAGUCUACUGAAAAUUGAGCUGGAACGGCGUGAUGGUACGAUCCUACAUCUCCGUAAAGAGGUCCUUCUUUUACAAGAGAAGAGGGAUGAGCUAACAGCUGAGUUGGAUGUACAGGAAAGAAGGAUUUACCAUCUUCAGGCAGAGCUAAGAGAAGGAGAAGCUAAACUGGAACAAAAGCAGAGCUCCCUGCAACAGCUGAAAGAGGAGCUGGAGACCACCAAGAAGCUACACAAAGAGGUCCAAAAACAGUUUACAGAGCUCAAGGAAUAUCUUGGUCAGGUUGAAGAUGAGAACGAGGCACUCAAGGCUUGUAGAUUGGAACAGAAAGCUGAGAUUGCCAAGCUCACUGCUAUUAUUCAGGAUCUUAAACUGAGUUCCCAAAAUGCUAAAUCAGCCUUAGCUGCUGAGGCAGCACAAAGAUCCAAAGAAUUGGCAUCCACAAGAGAAGAGCUUGAGGAGAGAUUGUCAGAAACACAGACAGAGCUCAGGGAAAGAGAAAAGACCAUACACAAUCUACGUUUACAAGUGCAGGACGCCAACCAAUCGGCGGAAGAGACUAAGUUGCAGCUAGAAGAGGUGGAUGCCGAAGUGAAAACCAUGAAAACCAAAUAUAAUCUUGCGAUGAAUGAGGUUGCAACAAAGGCAGAACAACUACAAAUAAUUAACAGAGCAUGUGAAGACUUGAAAGUGACUGCUGCACAGUAUGAAGGGACAAUUCAUGAACUGGAGUCAAAAUUCCACCAUGGACAGAGUAAUCAGGACCAGGCUAGAGAUAAGAUGACAAUACUGGAACAGACAAUUAAACAGCUUGAGGAUGAGAGGGCCCGACUGCAGGAACAUUGCUGGGAAUUGGUUGAAGAAAAUGGACAGCUUCAUGCACAGCUGGAGAUGGAGAAUUUAACCAUGCAAACUGAGCAGAAUGUGAUGACAACGGAGUUACGUAGGAAAGAAGGAUUAAUUCACAAGCUGAAAAAUGAAAGGAUUGUCAUACAGGACAAAGCUAAUGCAAGUGAAGAAACUGUUGUUCAAUUUGAGAUGCAGAUGGAACAUCUAAAACAACAGCUUAAAACAGCAGAGUUGGAGAGAGAGAACAGCGACAAGGCAGUCCAGAGCUUGGAGAAACAGCUGCAAGAAUACAGAACACUUCAUCGUGAAUCCAUAAAGGAGGUGCAUCAGUGUCGAGAUACAAUUAGACAGUUGAAUGCAGAACUCUCAUCUAUUCACAAUACCCAGGAUUCAAUCGAGAAGAGUUCAGCACAAAAGGAGAAGACUAUACACCAACUGCAAAAUGAAAUUCAGACUCUACAAAGUGAAGUCUUAGAACUCCAGAGCAAGGUUUUAAGCAGAGAAGAGAAGGCGUCUAUGUUGCAGGACAGCAGAGAGGAUUUGCAACAUCAGUAUAGCAGCUGCUAUUCUGAGCUGAUACGCAAAGAAGAUAAUCUGGAAAAAGUGAAGAAACAGCUGGAAGCUGUAACAGAAGAAUCGAUUCAACUUACACUUCAAAUCUCUAACACUACUUUGGAGAAGCAGAAGCUAGACAUAGAUUUGACUGUUCUAAGUGAGAAACACAAAGCAUCUCAACAAGAGGUUCACAACAAGGAUCAAACUAUUUUUAAUCUGAAAUCGGAUUUAAAAACUGCAAAAGAAAACUUGAGGGAUGCAAAGGAGGAACUCACACUCCAGGAAGCAGAAGCUGCUAAUUUAAAAACAAAGGUAAAAAUGCUACAGGCUGAAGAACAGAGCUUACGAGAAGCCUGCAGAGAACAUGAUAAGAAAAUGAGUCAGCAGGAGAAGGCUAUGCAGGACCUGCAGCAGGAGAAGGGCAUCAGUAACCAGCAGAACCAGAGUCAGGAGAAAUCAAUUCUUCAUCUUCAGAAGGAACUGGAAGCUCUCAAGCAUGCGCAUGAAUGUGACAUGGACCAUUAUAAUCUUGAAUCUGCCCGACUCCGGAAAGAACUGGACUCUUCUUCAAAAGAAUUACAGGAGAAGAUGAUCAGACUGCAACAGUGCAAGUCCACAGUUGAGAGGCUGAAUUCCGAUUUGCAGAAUGCACAUGAGCAACACCAGGAGAUGCUCCAUGAAAUAUCCCAGUUUGAAGACAUUGUGCACAAACAAGAACUGGAAAUGGCUCAGCUUAGACAGCAGAAAUUUGAUUCUGAAAAUCAAAUGGCUACAGCCAAUCACAACUACAAAUCACUUGAAGCCAACUUGGAUCUUUAUAAACAAAAAUGUCAAUCUUGCAUUAACAAACUGAAAGAGCUGGAAAAUACAAAGCAACAGCUGGAGGCAGAUUUACAUGGUGCAAACAAACAGCUUUGUGGUCACGAUGAAACUCAGCGCCAGCUACGAAAUGAGAUGCUUACAGUGAAGCAUCAAUAUGAAACCAAGUGCAGGCAAGUGGAGAACUGUGAGGAUGCAAUUGAACAUUUGACCCAACAACUGCAGGUUACACAAGAAGAUCUGUCCGCACACAGAGUACACAUUGCCCAGUGUGAGGAGAUCAUUCGUAGUCUUCGGGAGCAAGCCGCUGUUCAUAAAAAUCAGGCUGCUGGUUGGGAAGAAAAUGUAGUAAAACUCCAAACAGACUUUGCUUCCUACAAAGCUACACACAUUCAUGCUGAUGCAGAGUACGAUUUCCAGAUUACUCAUCUUGAACAACUGAAGAAGGAUUUUGCACAAGCCAAUACUCAGAACACUGAACAUUUUCAGGGAAUCAAAAAAUAUCAAGAUGCAGCGCAAAAAUUGAACCUUCAGCUAAAUGCUGUAACAGAACAAAAGAAUAAUGAGCUAACACAUUUGGAGAAGAUUGUCCAAAGCUUGCAACUUGACAAGGCAUCUGAUUUACAAAAAUACCAAAUGGAGAUGACCCGGCUGGAACAACAGAUCAUGAAACUGGAAAAUGAUCUCCGCAACUGUCAAAAACUAUACAACCAGCAAGGGCAGGCAAUACAGAAGAGAGAUGACCUCUUGAGAAAGUCCGAAGCCGACCUGCUCCAGGCUCGUGAUUGUAUCAAAGGGAAGGUAAGAGAAAUUGAGAAACAAGGCAGCGUGGUGAAAGCCCUAACAAUGGAUCUUCAGAGGCUGGAAAAGGAAAUGCAGCAAAAAGAAAAUGAUAACAAUACCAUCAAGUCUGAGAGAGAGCACCUGAAACAGGAACUACAAAAGACCAACAAACAAUGUAGAGAAUUCGCACAAGAGCUGACACACCAAAAGGAGAAAGAUUUAUUGGUGGAGAACAGCCUUCAAACCACCCAUGAUCAACUCAGAGAUCGUAUCGCAGAAACAGUACGACAUGAACAAGCAAACCGGAAACUACAGUCAGAACUCAAAGCACUGAAAGAGCAGGCAAUUAACAACAAAAAAGAGAGGGAAGAUUACAGGAUACAGAUUGAAAAACUCAAAGCUGAGAAUGUCCAGAGUAAACAGGGUCAUGAAAAUGCAGUCAAGGAAGGACAAAUGCACCAGCAAUCAAUCUACAAGAAGGAGGUAGAAAUCAAUAGCAGCAGAGAACAAAUCAAAAUGUUACAUGACCAGAUUCAACUGAGGGAGGAGGAGCGCAACCAAAUUUAUGAAAAAUUAAAAUUAGAACAGACUAAACUACAGGAGUUACACAGGCACUUUCAGAAAAUGAAGGAUCAAGUAAGACAGUUGGAAAGAGAAAGUGAAGAACAAAAUGCAAAGUUGAAAGCCAAUGUACUGGUGCUGAGGCAGAAGGAGGAUCAUAUUUUGAGUCUUGAAGAUAGUUUAGCACACUUGCAGAAGAAGCAUCAAGCUCUGUUUAACAAACAUAAAAACAGUGAAUCAGAGUUGCAACUUGCCCAAAAAAAUCUUUUGUCAUCUCACAAACAGAACAAAUAUUAUGUUGAAGAGGUGAGUCGGCACGAGGAUACAUUUGCCAGGCACAAGUCACAGUUGGAUGUGGUCCAGGAACAGGUACAAAAAACUAAACAUGAGCUGCUGUCAGCAAACAAACUCAUCCAUGAGCUCAGACUGGAGCUAACAGCAUGUCAGGGCACCCAGAAAGAAAACGUGGAACAGUUAAGUGAGAAGAGUCGAGAGAUAGCAAGCCUGAAAAAUGAUAUUGCAUGUAGUCAACAGAGGACUAUGCAGCUGACAGACGUAAGUGCAACAUAUGAGGAGCGGAUGAACAGAUUGCAGAAUGAACUGAGAAAAAUGCAAGAACUGAAUCGGCGAGCAGAGGAGGAGGCACAUAUGUAUGAGAAUCGAUUAAUGGAACUCAGCAGCCAGGUGAUGUUGUCACAAAGAAAGACCCACGAAUCCAUGAAGGAGCUUACAAGCAAGGAUGAAGAGUUAGUGAUAAUGAAAGUAGAAUUGGCCUCACUUCGAGAGAGGUACCGCUGCAAGGAUGAAGAGCUUGAUACAUUACGAAAGUCUUUGCAUGGUGCAAGAUCAGACAGUACACGAUUACAUCGAGAAAGUGAACUCGUUGUGGCAAAUGUUAAUCAGUGGGUAAAGGACCAAAAGCAAGCCAAUGAAAAACAAGGAAAUAAGAUCAAAGAGCAAACCAAGCAAAUCCUCCAACUAUCAACUGAAAAAGACCAUCUACAGGAAAUGAAUGAACAGUUGCAGAAGGAAAACAAGAAAUUGAAAGUUGAAAUGGGUGAGAAGAGGAUAACAAACGAGAGAUUAAAGGCAUUGCACAGUUACUCAACGGAAGACCCCAGGGUCAUGCAUCAGCUCCGGAGCCAAAUUCAGGAUGAAGACUCUCUUCGUUCAAUGAGAAGAACCUUCAGCAACACGGGCAACAUGAGAAGACCAAAGUCACUUGCUGCAAACUGGAACGUCGAUUAGAAAUCGCUGUGGAAAGGUCCAGACUGAGCCUCGGCUUGGUAUACUUACCUGCUCAGCACCAGAACAGUUCCGCGGAGAGAGGUUUAUCAAAUGUUUGCCUUGCUCGUCUGAGACAGCACUUGAGCAGAUGUUUGUGUGCCACAAAUCAGAGAUGGAAACCAAGGAAACUGGGCUCAAUGUGUAUUCAGGAAUGGAUUUUAACCACUCACAUACAAAACAGCCACACCAAACAGGGGAAAAAUAUCAGAGCAUUCUCCAAAAUAAAAAGAAUGAAGUUGGUCAGUAAAUACAAAAAAUUAAACUACAGUCAAUUUUUCAUCCCUUUAGUUCAUUCAAAAACGUCUGCAGACAAGCAUUGGACAAAUGCCUAGGUAACCAAUGCAUUCUCCAACUUUCCUUUCAUUAACAAUGGAAUAUAUAAGCUUGGAUUCUUCUAGAUUUGAAACCAAGAAAGCUGAGGACUAAUGACAGUGCUUUUAGCCUGAUUCAAAUGGGGCUUUAAACUUGUCAAGGAAUUGAUCUGAAAAUUGGUAGCCUCUGAACAAUGGGUAGAAAGGAGGAGUCCUGCUGAGGGUGGUGAAGAGAGAGGAAGCAGAGGGAGAGAAUGAUGAAAGCUUGCUGAAAUGCACUGUCCUUGUCACUUUGGGGUUUAACAGAUAGUGCUUAAAAAGGAAGUCACUAAAAGUGCUAACAAAAUAAUAUACUUUGUCUAAAAACACUAAAGGCAACUGAUCCCAACCUUGCACCACCACGACUGCCCUGCAACUAUUCUCUCAAAUCGAUUGUUAGAUCACAACCAACACCAUAGCAUGCUGAUGCUGUGCCAAAUUUGCCUCAAUGUCUCUGUCAGCUUCAUUAAAAAGCCUCUUCAGAUAGUUUUAAUGUUUAGCAACUAAAAUAUUUUUCAAUGGCCAUUACUGGCCAAUCUUAAAACACCAUCAGAUUAUUUUAAUAUGGAAUUAUUAAAUAUCAAGUAGUAAAUAUUGUAAGAUACCCAAGUGGAAUCUGUCUUGAUGCACUGUCCAUACACAUGUCCAUUAUGAUGAAUGAGAAUAAUACAGAUCAAUUGACCAUUCUCCCUGCAAGUACCGAUGUCCAUUAUAAAGCCCAUUAAAUUACAAAUCCAGGAUAACACCUAGAAUAUCACUGCACUGUAGUUCAGUAAUACAGCAUGUAGUAUGUUUACUCACCAGAAAAGGCACCUUGUGUGAAAUAUAAAAUAGGGUGGGAUCAAAAUUGCACACUUAUUUUAAACAUUCUACUGGAUGGGAAUAUUUCUAAUAUAAAUAACAGGAACUAAUUAUAUUCCACUUUAAAUUUACUGUUCACACGGUUGCCCCAUUUCCAAUGUAAACAGUUUGGUGUUCAUUUCCUGUGGCUGGUGUCACAAUACACGACAUAGUUGGAGAAUCACUGAAACAGGAUAGCUUGCUUGACAGAAAUACAUUCCCCCAAGGUGGGAGUCAAUCAUUAUUAAUCACUACUUGUUACACUCAUAUUCAUUAAAACCGUUAACAGUGUUGAUAGCCUUUUUUAAAUUUAUUUAUUUUAAGCUCUUAUUUAAUGCAAAUAACAACAACACUAAAAACCCCUGCCAGCCCACUGGUUCUCAAUUCAGAAUGAUACACAGCAAAACAAGUUUGUAUUUUGGUACAAUAUUUUGUGAAAGGAAGAUAACUACAUCCUUGGCGUAUAGACUGUGUGUGCACCAAAAUGUCUAGUUCAUGGUAUAAUCAUAUAUUGCAUUGCAUAUAUGCAAAGUCAAUUUCAAAAGACGAUGACUUCCUUCAUUAGCAGUUACUCCUUUAAUAAUAAUCGACACCAAGUUAUUUGCCGGUUGGUAGCUUAUAAACUAUCUUUUGAAAUUUAUUCUUACUUGAAAUUUCUCUGUGAUUAUGAAGAUAGAAACGAUGUUAUCAUCGUGUGUAGUUGCCAUUCAGUGUGAUGAUAGAAUUCAAACUUAUUUUCAUUAUAUACACUGCUGUUUUGCACAGUACAGACUUUUUGUAAAAUGUUUACAUCUUCUACUUGGAUGCCCCGAUGGUAGGGCCUACAAGCUAUAGCAGUUAUCUUAACAUUUAUAUAUUUUCUGUGCACUGAGAGUAUAAUAAUGAACUGACAAUCAGUCCAAGUUAGUAAAUGAUCAACUCAUAAUUUUAUGUAUUUUGUAAUUGGAUAAAUAAAGCCUAUUUGAUCAGUUUUGCAAA
This is a messenger RNA of Amblyraja radiata (thorny skate), 8134 nucleotides long. RefSeq names its product polyamine modulated factor 1 binding protein 1 (gene pmfbp1). The transcript has 42 exons. The record is from RefSeq and is a predicted model, not a curated record. Gene Ontology annotation, biological process: spermatogenesis. The coding region runs from base 120 to 5927 and encodes 1935 amino acids. Lineage: Eukaryota; Metazoa; Chordata; Chondrichthyes; Rajiformes; Rajidae. Gene Ontology annotation, cellular component: sperm head-tail coupling apparatus.